AUGCACGAGUUCAUCACACGAUUCAGAUUAUUGGCUACGACACGGUGGUGGCUACUGGUCGCCGCAGCAUCGUCGUUGGCAGCGGCGGCUGCCUCCGGAUCGUCGGACCCGAUCGGCCUGGCCAACUGCCCGGCGAGCUGCGGGGACGUGCGCGUGCCGUACCCGUUCGGCAUCGGCCGCGAGGAGUGCCACCUCAAGGGGUUCGGCCUCACCUGCAACACCAGCUACUCGCCGCCGCGGCUGUUCCUCGGCAACGGCACCCUCGAGGUCGUGGCCAUCUCCCUCGCCAACGCCACCAUGCGCGUCCUCGGCCCGCAGGGGGUCACCGACAUGUCGGGGUCCGUGUGGAACGGCUACGGCACCAACGGCACCUGGGGCGGCCCCGGGUGGGGUCUCCGGGACGACGCGCCCUACAUCCUGUCGGACGAGCACAACGAGCUCGUCCUCAUCGGGUGCCACCUCUACGUGGAACUGCUCGUCGCCGGCGGGGGCGACGACGACGAGCUGGUGAUCAACAGCUGCGUCUCGACCUGCUCCCGUAAGUUGCUGGUCCCGGACGACAAGUGCUUCGAGCGGGAGACGAACGGCAGCCGCCGCAGGUGCACCGGCAUCGGCUGCUGCCAGGUGCCCAUCCCCAUCGGGCGCAUUGCGUACGACUGGCGGCUGAGGACCAUCCACAAGCCUGAACUGGAGACGUACGAGCUCUACUCUCUCUUCAUCGCUGAGGUAGGCUGGUACCAGCCCUACGGCGAUGAACCCGAGGAAUACGCGGAGAUGCCGGCCGUCCUGAAAUGGGCGGUCACGUCCGACGUGGUGCCCUUCAACGAGAGCCGCGACGGGGACGCGACGUGCCCCACAGACCUAGGCACCACCACAUGCCACAGCCGCAACAGCACAUGCACCAACCUCUACAGCCUGUUCCGCCCCUUCGGCAUAUACAACGACAGUUACACCUGCCGAUGCUGGGAAGGCUACCAAGGAAACCCUUACCUUCCCGACGACGGGUGCCAAGACAUUGAUGAGUGCGCGCUUCCAAAUAAGUGCUAUGGCCAUUGCACGAAUAUACCCGGAAGCUAUAUAUGUGAAUGUCCGCAAGGAAGCCGCGGCAAUGCAAGCAUUCCAAAUGGCUGCGUCGUUUAUCUUUCGCAAGCAUCACAUCGUUUAAGCAUUGGCCUAGGAGUUGGAAGUUUUGCACUGCUCCUCCUCCUAUUCCUUGGAACCACACUUCUAAUGCAUAAGCUCACAGCGCGGAAGAAGAAAUGGCAGAGACAAAGAUUCUUCAAUCAAAAUCGUGGGCAACUGCUACAACAAUUAGUUGCUCACAGGACGGACAUAGCUGAAAGAAUGAUUAUUACUUUGGAAGAGUUGGAGAAAGCCACUAACAACUUUGACAAAUCUCGUGAGCUUGGGAGUGGAGGGCAUGGUACAGUCUACAAGGGCAUUUUAACAAGUCAACACGUCGUGGCAAUUAAAAAAUCAAAGAUAGUGAUACAAAGAGAGAUUGACCAUUUCAUAAAUGAGGUUGCUAUCCUUUCUCAGAUAAACAAUAGAAAUAUAGUGAAGCUUUUCGGAUGUUGUCUUGAAACAGAGGUUCCUCUACUUGUUUAUGAGUUCAUUUCCAAUGGUACACUUUCCAGUCAUCUUCAUAUUGAAGAACCAAUGUCAAUAUCGUGGAAAGAUAGAUUGAGGAUCGCAGUUGAAAUCGCCAAGGCUAUCGCAUAUCUUCACUCACUCGUUUCAAUGCCAAUAAUCCAUAGAGAUAUCAAGUCUCCUAAUAUACUUUUAGAUGAGAAUUUAAAUGUGAAAUUGUCAGAUUUUGGAGCUUCAAGGUAUGUUCCAAUUGAUCAAACAGGAGUGGAUACUACCGUCCAAGGAACAUAUGGGUACUUGGACCCUAUGUAUUAUAGCACUGGACACCUCACUGAGAAGAGUGAUGUCUAUAGCUUUGGUGUGGUUCUUAUUGAGUUGCUUACCAAAAAGAAGCCUGUGUCAUAUAGAUCAUCUCAAGGUAUUGGUCUUGUAAGUCAUUUUGUUACUCUACUCUCAGAAGGAAACUUAACUCAUAUAUUAGAUCCACAAGUCACACGAGAGGGAGAUGGAGAAGUUGUUGAUAUUGCUUUAUUAGCAGCAAUAUGCGUGAAGUUCACAAGUACAGACCGACCAACAAUGAGACAGGUCGAGAUGACUCUUGAAGGAAUCCAUUCAGCAAAGGAUUUUGAUUCCAGUGGAGAGACAGAUGAUGAGGAAGAUUUUAUUCGGGUGAAUGAUCCAUCUUUUGGAGUUACAGAUAUGGAAGCUAUGAGCUUGGAUAUUAUAUAG
Messenger RNA from Panicum virgatum (switchgrass), 2319 nucleotides. RefSeq names its product wall-associated receptor kinase 2-like. Gene Ontology annotation, cellular component: plasma membrane. The coding region runs from base 1 to 2319 and encodes 772 amino acids. Gene Ontology annotation, biological process: protein phosphorylation; cell surface receptor signaling pathway. Gene Ontology annotation, molecular function: polysaccharide binding; calcium ion binding; protein serine/threonine kinase activity. The transcript has 3 exons. The record is from RefSeq and is a predicted model, not a curated record. Lineage: Eukaryota; Viridiplantae; Streptophyta; Magnoliopsida; Poales; Poaceae.